AUGCAAAGACAUCCCAGCACAAUGAGCCGCCUUGUUCUGCCCCUGAUCUUUGGCGUUUUGCUGAUCAGUAAACCAUCGCCAUCACAGGCUCAGGAUGAAUCACUGGCUGGCAGUUUUCUAUCAGGCCUUUUGGACACCAUAACGAGUACAGCAGAUGCCAAGGAUUGUCCUGGAGUUUGUGUCCACACUUUGGCUACUUUGAUAUGCUACGAAGUUCUAGACGAUGUGGCAUGUCCUUCGGCCAGCAUGAAAUGCUGCAUAGAGAAUGCUCCAGCUGGUAAAAAUGUAACUGCUGUCAGGGCCACAACAACGCCAAAAACCACAACCACUGCCAGCACCACCACCACUCAGAGGACAACCACUACGGUGGCCACCACUAGCACCACAAAGCGCACCACCACCACCAGUACCACGCCAAAACCCAAGCCAAAACCACAGACCAAGAGACCCACUACCAGCACCACCACAAAAGCCACAGCGGCCACCACCAAGAAACCCAGCACCACCAAGAAGGUGGCCACUGCCAAGCCCAAGGACAAGGAGGAGGCCACCAAGGCGGAGGAUGCCAACAAGGACUGCACUGGAGUCUGUGUGGCGGACCGCAUAGCGGAGUACUGUGAGGCCUAUUUGACCAGCGAUGGACUGUGCAAAGAGGGCACCAAGUGCUGUGUCUCCCUGGACGAGUACUCCAAUGGCAAGCUGCCCAAGGAUAUCUACAUUCCAGCCAAGCACAUGAGCAACUUGAAGCCCAAUCAGACGCUAUCCGAGAAAUCAGCUCCCUCUAAGAGUUCCAGUACGUCCACUAGUAGCACCACUACCACCAGCACCACCACCACUCCGGAGCCGGCCAGAACCAAUAAUAGUUCUCCAAAGCCCAGCAAGCACAAGAAGCAUCCAACAACCACCACCACGGAGGCGGCCGACGAGGAUGAGGAUCAGGAGACGGAGGAGGAUGGCGAGGAGGAGGAGCCACCAUUGAGCAACAAACUGAAGUCCGGACAGGGUCAGGGUCAGGUGUUGAAGGAAUGCGAGGGCGAGUGCAUGAAUGGGAUAUUCGCCAUCUUCUGCGAUGACAUUGAUUCCGAGGCCUUUUGUCCGGGAGAAGGAAGCUGUUGUGUGACCGGAUCUGCGUCUGAGGCAUCUCCCGCCUCUAAGGCUCCACCAACGAAGCCAGCCAUCAAACAUGCACCCAAACCUGCCGCCAAGCCGGCUAAGCCCGCCCGUCCUGCCUCUCCACCGCCACCACCCCCAGCUUCCACUUCCGGAGGAGGAGGAGGCGGCGGAGGAGGAGGUGACUUCCUUUCUCAGAUCAUAUCAUUUGCGGAGAGCACUCUGAACUCCCCAGCUCCUCCACCACCACCUCCGCAGGCUCCAGUUCAAGUGCCACGCUGUCCAGGAUUCUGUCUGCUCAACAUCAUGGCCGCCUUCUGCGAGAGACCCUCGAUUCUGGUCUCUACACCCACCACCUGUGCCAAGGGAUCCGUGUGCUGCGACAAUUCGAGGGCUGGAGCACCCAAGCCCAAGUUGCCACCGCCCACGCCCUCGCCCACAGCCCCGCCCACCGCUCCGCCCUAUGUCCUGCCCAACACUCCAAGUCCCGAUCCCCGAGAGGAAUGCCCUGGAUCCUGUAUCGUCAGCCUGCUUAGCUUCACCUGCUUCAAAAACGCCGAGAUGACUGACAUGUUCCGCUGCAAGCGUUCCGGCCAGAUUUGCUGUGCGCCCAAGAGCAAGAUCCUGGAGAAGCAACAAUUCCAGACGCGCAACGAUACCGCCUACUAUCCGGCACCACCCCCACCACCCAUUGGUCCACCCCAGGCGUAUCCGCCACAGACGCCACCCUAUUCCUACAUGAACAACCCACCGCCACAGGGACCACCACCACCGCAGAUGGCGCCACAUCAUCCAAAUCCCUACCAGCCACCGCCGCCGGCUCCCAACUACGGAGAUUACUAUCCAGUUUCGGGACCAGCAGGACUUCCACCACAACCUCAGACCACACCACCCACCACGACCACAACAACCACGACUCCAAGGCCACAUGUCUACUCCAAGUACGUUUGCGGAGUCAAAGGAACUCUGCGAACAGGACGAGCCCAAUCCCAAGCCCUUUCCCUGGUCUCCUAUGCCCGUGCCAAGUAUGGAGUACAGCGAACAGCUCGCCAGAUCACCUCCUCCGCCGGCUACUCCGGUAACUUCAACAAGUCUAACGAGAGAUUGGUCCUCGGAUCCGCCAUUGUGCCCAUCCAGAUCCACAACGAUAAACUGGGUGACCUUGUCGAAUCUAGCAGUCUGCAGAGCAACCAACUCCGCUCCUAUCACAAUCACCAGGAGUCUAUGAACCAGCCGGAUCUGGUUUAUCCAGAGUACUAUCACCAACAGAGAUCGCUCCACGGACUUCAGUCCAAUUUCAGUGGACGGCGAAGGGCUCGCGUGGUGGGCGGAGAGGAUGGCGAAAAUGGGGAGUGGUGCUGGCAGGUGGCUUUGAUCAACUCCCUCAAUCAAUACCUCUGUGGAGCAGCUCUCAUUGGAACCCAGUGGGUCCUCACGGCAGCCCAUUGUGUCACCAACAUUGUUCGCUCUGGAGAUGCCAUCUAUGUGCGCGUGGGCGACUACGAUCUGACCAGGAAAUACGGCAGUCCCGGGGCUCAAACCCUGCGCGUGGCCACCACCUACAUCCAUCACAACCACAACAGUCAGACCUUGGACAACGAUAUUGCCCUGCUGAAACUCCAUGGCCAAGCUGAGCUCCGGGAUGGAGUGUGCUUGGUGUGUCUCCCGGCUCGAGGAGUCAGCCAUGCGGCGGGCAAGCGAUGCACUGUGACCGGAUAUGGAUACAUGGGAGAAGCUGGUCCCAUUCCCCUGCGAGUACGUGAGGCAGAGAUUCCGAUUGUUAGUGACACGGAGUGCAUCCGAAAGGUCAACGCCGUGACGGAGAAGAUCUUCAUCCUGCCCGCCUCCAGUUUCUGUGCCGGCGGAGAGGAGGGACACGAUGCCUGCCAGGGUGAUGGAGGCGGUCCUCUGGUUUGCCAGGAUGAUGGAUUCUUCGAGCUGGCCGGCCUCGUUUCCUGGGGAUUCGGCUGCGGACGCCAGGAUGUGCCCGGCGUCUAUGUGAAGACGUCCUCUUUCAUCGGCUGGAUCAACCAGAUCAUCAGCGUGAAUAACUUAUAGUGAGGAAUCGCUCGCAUAGGACACACAGACACCAUGUGCGGGAGGAACCCCGCUCUUGUGGCGAUUUCCUGGCCAAAAAUAUUUACAAAAAAAGAUAGGCCCGGUGUAGCCUACGAUUGUUUUUAAGGGGUUCCCGCUCUUCGACUGCUAACGUAAACCCAUCCUAGUGUAAUCUAUUCAUACCUAACCUAACCCUAACUCUAAUGGCUCGAAACCCAGAAAACAACUAUAUUAACUAUUACGAUUAUCGGUA
Drosophila subpulchrella is the source of this 3421-nucleotide messenger RNA. It is a transcript of the gene mas, whose product is annotated as protein masquerade. The coding region runs from base 1 to 3168 and encodes 1055 amino acids. The transcript is spliced from 8 exons. NCBI's taxonomy places the organism in Eukaryota, Metazoa, Arthropoda, Insecta, Diptera, Drosophilidae. Gene Ontology annotation, molecular function: serine-type endopeptidase activity. Gene Ontology annotation, biological process: proteolysis. The record is from RefSeq and is a predicted model, not a curated record.